Molecule: messenger RNA, 4753 nt
Organism: Heterocephalus glaber (naked mole-rat)
Lineage: Eukaryota; Metazoa; Chordata; Mammalia; Rodentia; Bathyergidae
Source: RefSeq, a predicted model, not a curated record
AUGGUGAAAGCCGUGGGCCGCUUCAAGAUUCCAUUUAAAAUUCUGAAGGGGCACGAGUAUGUUGUGAGUUCCUGCCACUUCUGUGUGAAUGACACAAAGCUCCUCAGUGGCUCCUAUGACUGUACCGUGAAGCUGUGGGAUGCUGAGAAUGGAUCUGUGAUUCGGGAUUUUGAGCAAAGGCCCAAAGCUCCUGUGUUAGAGUGCAGCCUAAUUGUCUCUGUGCUCAAGGCCCACAGCUGUCAUUGUAUUUCCAGAAUCAUUGCAGCAUCCUAUGACAAGACAGUGAGGGCAUGGGACCUUGAAACAGGCUAGCUGCUGUGGAAGACCAAGCAUGACACCUUCAUAUCGUCCUGUAAGUUUUCUCCUGACAGAAAAUACGUGGUCUCAGGCUUGGAUAUAAAUUGUGGAAUCUACAUAAUGGAUGUGGAAAACAUCACCACCAUGACAUACAUUGAAGACCAUCACAGAAGGUCGAUCACCACAUGCUGCUUUGACCCCGACAGCCAGAGGGUGGCUUCCAUCUCGCUGGACAGGUGCAUCAAGAUCUGGGAUGUCACCUCCCAGGCCACGCUGCUCACCAUCUCCAGGGCACAGGAGAGCGCCAUCUCAAACUGCUGUUUUACCUUCAGUGGCCUUUUCCUGUGUACAACCUCCUGGGAUAAAGCCUUAAACAUAUGGACUGUCUACGCAGGAGAGUUUCGAAACCGUGGCGCCUGUGUGACUCUGAUGCAGGGCCACGAAGGCUCCGUGAGCUCCUGCUGCUUUGCCAGAGACAGUGAGUGAUGAACCCGUGCCAGGCUCUGUUCUCCAAGGCUGCUGGGUGGAGUUCUUCAUAUUCCAUUCAUAUGGACUUUCCUAAGAUCAGACCGGCGAUUUCCAGUGAAGGAGGAUUUUUUUUUUUUGCAGUGAGGACAAAACAAAUCAUAGGCACAAGUUUGUUUAUAAGCAAUGGAAACUCAACUCAACAUGGGUCAAGUAACAAAGGAAAAUUAUUAACUCUCAUAAUGAAAAGUUCAGAUGCAGGUGUGACUUCAGGCAAGGCUGGAUGAAUUUCUUCUUUUUUUUUUUUUUGAUGAAUUUAUUCUUUGAACAAACUUUUUUUUUCUUGGUACUGGGGAUCGAACCCGGGUCCUCAGCUUUCAAGGCAGGUGUGAACAAACAUUUAUUGGGCAACUGGGGAUACAACCCUGAAGAGUAAAAUCCUCACCCUGUAGCAGCUUAAAUUCUAGGAGAAGAGACAAGCCCAGUGUAAAGAGACAGGAAGAUGUGUAGUAAGUCCCAUAGUGACAGUAAUUUGAAGACAACUGACACAGGAAAGGGGUGGGAGUGUUGGGGUUUGCGGUAUUUAAAGGGUGGCCAGGAUGGGACCCGCUAAGAAGGUGACCCGUGCGCAGCCUGGAAGGUGGGAGGAGGUGAGCCAUGCAGAUGUUUUGGGAAGGACCUCCCUCCGUGGGAACAGCCUGUGCGGGACCCCUGGGGCAGUGAGCCUGGCUGGCGUGGCUAGGAGUGCAGUGAAUGCGGAGGUGUGGCGGAGACGAGGCAGCACUGUGUGUCCGGAGCAGAAAUGGUCAGACACAGCUGGACACCACAUGAGCUCCUCUGGUCCAGCUGCAGACCCCCGGCCAGGCCCCCUGGGCCCCAUUCCUGUGCGGGAGGCUCAGGAACUCUCAUUUCUCUAGGGCGAGUGGAAAGCAGAUGAGACAGCUGAGCUAGGCCAUCCCCAUCCUCUCUUCUGUGCGCUGUGGCCAGAGGCAGGCCCAGGACCCAGGGGGAUGCUGAGCACUCGCAUUAGCCAAGUAGAAACCCGUUUUGUUCAGAAAUUGUGCCUGCCUGCUUCUCUUGGUUCUAUAAAAGUCAGGUGUCCCCAGCAUGUCAAGGUGUCAGAAUGUUUCCUCAGCCCUACAAUUCCACUCUGCACAGAGCAGUGGACAGGGAUGCACAGUCACCCCUGUCUUCCCACCACCAAGUGGCUGCCCUCAAGCCUACCCUCCAUACUGCUCAGGCUUGGAGGGGAAGAGGGAACAGAAGCCUGCCCAAACCCACUGGCAUGCCGGGUCCAUUCUGGAGGACUAGGGACUCCAGAGAAGAAGCCCUUGCCUCGGCCCAGCCAUGGAAGCUGGGUUGAGCUGGGGGUUGGGUGGGGAAUUUCACCUUCAUCCCAUGAAUCUCCUCUGACCACCAUCUCCUUGCUCCUGUCUUAAAAUAUUUCAUGUCAGUUUUUAAGGAUGUGACAGGUCUUUCUCUGCCUUCGAACGUGACAGCUCCUCUGAAGUAUUCACCAGAUGUGUACUCUCCCAGAGAGAGGCAAGGGGCUCACCACUGGAGGCUUCACUGUCAUCAGAGGGGGAGAGCAAGGAGGACUGAUGGCUACCAGGCCCUUGGGGUGAGCUGAGCGUCAGCCACCUGUCAUGCAGGUUGCAGGGCUCUGCGGGGCCCCUUCUGUGGGGCCCCUCACCGCUGAGUGGGCGGAUCAGACCUGGCAGGGACCACGUCUUGGCCGGGCUCCAGCACCAGGCACCUCCUCAGUCCCGCAGCAUCCGGGGGGAAAAUGAACACUUUCGGUUUUCAUGCAUAGUAAAUCUAGAUUCCUUUGGAUAACAAGUGUCCAUGUGAAUUGUAAAAGCAGUUUUGCUCUUUCUAGGCCUUCUGUCCUGGUGUUCAUUCUGUCUCGUGUUUGGAACACAGUAUGCGCUCACGUUCUGGAGUGCACAGCUGUCCUGUGAGGUGGCCCCAGAGGGAUGGCACUGGCACUUCCUGAGGACAGGUUUGCCAAAUGCGUAUGAAGUCACGUGAGGCUCCUCUGUGGGCGAUGGCAACCCAUUGUGGCUGCUAUGGUUUGGCUAUGGUUUGUCCCGUUUGUGAGCUGGAAGCUUGGUCCUCCCUGCAAUGCUACCAAGAGGUGGGGGACCUCUGUAAGGUGAAAAUAGAAGAUGGGGGCACUGCCCUGGCACAGUAUUAAUGCCAUCUCUUGGGAGUGGGUUCGCAUCAGGAGUCUGGGUUAGCUACCAGAAGAGCAGACUGUUAUAAAGUUGGGUCAUCCACAUGUUUGGUUUCUUCUGCACGUGCUGCUUGCUGUUCUUACACAUGCUUCUGCCAUGUGAUGCCAUCUGCCAUGUUAUGACACAACACGAGGCACUCAUCAGAUGAGGCCACCUGGUCUUGAACUUUCUUGCCUGCAGAUCUCUAAGCUUACUAUCCUUUUCUGUAUGAAGUAUCCAGUCUUGGGUUUUUUUGUUACAGCAACACAGAACCAACUAAGAUACUGCUAAUUUUCCCAGGUAGCCACCUGCCCAGCACAGAGGAAGGUCUGAUUAGACAAGGGGUGGUACUGGCAUUUUCAUCACAGGAUGCUUCAUGAUCUCUACCCAGACUUUUCAAUGUCCAGAAUGCCUUUGCACAUGUGAGGCCCUCUUCCUUCUCCCACAGGAUACUGUACAACAUAAAUCAAUCCAGAAAGAGUGACAUUUUCAGUUAACAAACAUGAAGGGCCCCAUUCCAUCUGAUGUGGCUCACAUGAGUUUUGCCAAGUGUUCCUUGGUCCACUAUAAAAACGUGAUGCCUACCAUGUCGAUUGUCUGCCAUUCAACAAUUCUGUGUGUAAGUCUCACAAUCUGUAAUCAUUAUUUGAGCAGGUCCUGUGCUGGGCACCAUCCCUGUCUGUCACAGCGUGGGUGACCGCUCAGUAUUAUCAAGCUGACUGCUCGAUAUUUAUUCACCUACUUAUAAGACAUGAUGUAUGACAUGGUCAAAGCUCCACUUGUGGCCUCUGUCCUCCUGUUGGUUUUGAGGACUUUCCACACAUGAAGACGCACACAGCUGUGAAUUCCUAGGGCUGUGCUGGACACCUGGACUGUGUAUGUGGACACUGCCCCCACUGAUGGGCACCUAGGUUGCUGUUACAAAUAAUUCUGGGGAAAUCUUCCUGGGCCUAGACUUUUAAAUUUUUUUUUAUUUAUUAGUACCUGUGUGUAGUACACAAUGUUAACAUUCCUUGUGGGGAAUUAAUGCAUGUACAUAAUACAUCUUAAAUCCCUUUUUCUUCCCCUUUCCCUUCCUCCCUCUCCUCCCUCAGUCUCUCCGCAAGACUAACACUUCUGCAGCAGAAUCUCCUACAGUAGAAAAGGUGGGGACAGGCGCUGGCAGGGGUUGGCUUCGCUGCCGCAGAGGCCCUCUGGAAAGUGUUGGGACCCAGUGGCUAGUGUCCCCAGUGAGGAGUGAGGAGACCCCAGGGGGCAAAUGGGAGCCCCAGGGACACCUCCCACAGGAAUAGCUGCUUCCAGGCCGUGGUCCGGGCUUCUUGGAAGUGCAUGGUCGCUCGGAAACACGUAAAGGCUUCAGUUUGAGGGGAAAGAUGGGGAAGUACCCUCGACGCUCUCUGACCCGGCAAGAAGCGGCCCAAUUGAAGUUCUGGGCCCCCAGGGUUGGCAAGGCAGGAGGCCUCAAGGCGCGGUGCGGAUGGAUCCGAGGCUCUCUCGGGUCCCCGUGCUCCCCCCCGCCCCAGGACCCGGCAGCCUGGCGGCCUGGGCAGAGCUGGCGUUUUCGAAUGAGGGUGGAGUUCGGGCCGUGCUUCGCUGGGUCAGUUCUGCAGCGCAAAAAGCCCGGAACUGAGACGAGCAUCCUCUGAAGAUAGAAUAAUACGAGAUCUACGCAGCAAGAGACUUUACAGAGAAAGGAAACCAGCGCCCCUCGCCCCUGCGUACGGCUCCAGCUCCCAGCCUUUCAUACAUCCUUAGGCUGCGGCAGGCCAGGCACA